Messenger RNA from Salvelinus fontinalis (brook trout), 3593 nucleotides. Its product is annotated as pleckstrin homology domain-containing family B member 1-like. Gene Ontology annotation, biological process: regulation of cell differentiation. The record is from RefSeq and is a predicted model, not a curated record. The transcript is spliced from 6 exons. Bases 174 to 722 code for a protein of 182 amino acids. Gene Ontology annotation, cellular component: membrane. Lineage: Eukaryota; Metazoa; Chordata; Actinopteri; Salmoniformes; Salmonidae.
GAUUAGACGUGUGGGCCAGAAGCAAAAUAAAGGCACCGUACGUCCCUCUGUCUCUCUGCAGACAGCUCCUCAACCAAGAACAAACUCUCAACAUACGCAGAACAAACACUCCUGUCACAAACAUAUUAUUUGGGGUGAGGAAUUGUGUUGUGGACAGCUCACUGACCGUACCCAUGGCUCUACUGAAGUCAGGCUGGCUCUGGAGACAGACCUCUAUCCUAAAACACUGGAAGCUGAAUUGGUGUGACCUGUGGAUCGAUGGAACCCUGGCCUUCUACAAGACGGACAGUAGGCGAGAAUUUGAGCACCGAGUGGGCCUCAAGACCAGUUGUGUGAGUGUCAAGUCUGGCCUGGAGUGUGCAGGUCUCUCUCCCCCAGAGAACCACCCCAGGGAAAACCUGGUGGUGGUGCAGCUUGGAGACAGUACCACAGUGAUCCUGUGUGCCAACAGUGAGGACGAGGCACUAGCGUGGAAAUUGACAAUUCUAGAGGUGAGACGAAACCCAUUUGUGUAUGACCCAUAUAACGACUCCUACCCGUCCGUCCCAAUGGACGUCCACAACACCAUCUACCUGGCUCCUGGAUCAGGUACCCACCACAUACUGAUCCAGAGAGACCCAUACGAUGGCAUAGGAGAACAGGUGGCACUGGGGCUACUGGCGGGCAUGGCGGCAGGUGCUGCUAUGCGCUCCUUUCUCUGGAUGCCCUUCUUUUUUUGCUGAUAUAAAAGGCCUCUAUAAGCAGGGAGGCACGGCUGGGAAAUGCCCAGGCUCAUAUAUGUAGGAGUGCUGCUGUAGGCAUCACUCCUAAAAGUCUUCUUUCUUGUCAUACUUGAGUAAAAGUAAAGAUACCUUAAUAUAAAAGGGCUCAAGUAAAAGUGAAAGUCACCCAGGAAAAUACUACUUGAGUAAAAGUCUAAAAGUAUUUGGUUUUAAAUAUAGUUAAGUAUCAAAAGUAAAAGUAUAAAUUAUUUCAAAUUCCUUAUAUUAAGCAAACCAGACAGUACAAUUAAAAAAAAAAAUGUUUUAUGGAUAGCCAGGGUCACACUCCAAAAAAUAAAUAGUAAAGUACAGGUACUCCAACACACUACUUAAGUAUUACUUUAAAGUAUUUUUACUUAAGUACUUUAGACCGUUGCAGAAUAUGAGUGCACGUGUGUGUGUUUGUGUCUCUGUGUGUGUGUGUAUCAUCAUUUGUUGUACACUUGUCCUUAAUGACAUAGGCUAAAUUCACACAGCAUAUUUAGUAUGAAUCUACAGUACCAGUCAAAAGUUUGGACACACCUACUCAUUCAAGGUUUUUACUUUAUUUUUACUAUUUUCUACAUUGUAGAAUAAUAACGAAGACAUCAAAACUAUGAAAUAACACAAAUGGAAUCAUGUAGUAAUCAAAAAAUGUUAAACAAAUCAAAAUAUAUUUUAUAUUUGAGAUUCUUCAAAGUAGCCACCCAUUGCCUUGAUGACAGCUUUGCACACACUUUGCAUUCUCUCAACUAGCUUCAUGAGGUAGUCACCUGGAAUGCCUUUCAAUUAACAAGUAUGCCUUGUUAAAAGUCAAUUUGUGGAAUUUCUUUCCUUCUUAAUGCGUUUGAACCAAUAAGACGUGUUGUGACAAGGUAGGGGUGGUAUCCAGAAGAAAGCCCUAUUUGGUAAAAGACCAAGUCCAUAUUAUGGCAAGAACAGCUCAAAUAAGCAAAGAGAAACGACAGUCCAUCAUUACUUUAAGACAUGAAGGUCAGUUAAUGGCGAAAAGUUUCUUCAAGUUUCUUCAAGUGCAAUCGCAAAAACCAUCAAGCGCUAUGUUGAAACUGGCUCUCUCAUGAGGACCGCCACAGGAAAGGAAGACCCAGAGUUACCUCUGCUGCAGAGGAUACGUUCAUUAGAGUUAACUGCACCUCAGAUUGCAGCCCAAAUAAAUGCUUCACAGAGUUCAACUAACAGACACAUCUCAACAUCAACUGUUCAGAGAAGACUGCGAGAAUCAGGCCUUCAUGGUCAAAUUGCUUAGAAGAAACCACUACUAAACGACACCAAUAAGAAGAAGAGACUUAUUUGGGCCAAGAAACACAAGCAAUGGACAUUAGACCGGUGGAAAUCGGUCCUUCAGUCUGAAUCCAAAUUUGAGAUUUUGGUUACAACCGCCGUGUCUUUAUGAGACACAGUUUAGGUGAACGGAUGAUCUCUGCAUGUGUGGUUCCCACCGUGAAGCACUGAGGAGGUGUGAUGGUGUCGGGGUGCUUGCUGGUGACACUGUCUGUGAUUUAUUUAGAAUUCAAUGCACACUUAACCAGCAUGGCUACCACAGCAUUCUGCAGUGAUACGCCAUCCCAUCUGGUUUGUGCUUAGUGGGACUAACAUUUGUUUUCAACAGGACAAUGACCCAAAACACACCUCCAGGCUGCGUAAGGGCUAUUUGACCAUCAGAUGACCUGACCUCAACCCAAUUCAGAUGGUUUGGGAUGACUUGGACCGCAGAGCGAAGGGAAAGCAGCCAACAAGUGCUCAGCAUAUGUGGGAACUCCUUCAAGACUGUUGGAAAAACAUUCCUCAUGAGGCUGGUUGAGAGAAUGCCAAGAGUGUGCAAACGUGUCAUCAAGGCAAAGGGUGGCUACUUUGAAUAAUCAAAAAUAUUCCAAAUAUUUGUAUUUAUUAACACUUUUUUGGUUACUACUGUAUGUAACGGAUGUGAAAUGGCUAGCUAGUUAGCGGGUACGCGCUAGUAGCAUUUCAAUCAGUUACGUCACUUGCUCUGAGACUUAAGUAGGGUUUCCCCUUGCUCUGCAAGGGCCGCGGCUUUUGUGGAGCGAUGUGUAACGACGCUUCGUGGGUGGCAGUUGUUGAUGUGUGCAGAGGGUCCCUGGUUCGCCCCCGUGUCGGGGCGAGGGGACGACGUAAAGUUAUACUGUUACAUUGGUGCCGUGACCCGGAUCACUGGUUGCUGCGGAAAAGGAGGAGGUUGAAAGGGGGGUGAGUGUAACGGAUGUGAAAUGGCUAGCUAGUUAGCGGGUACACGCUAGUAGCAUUUCAAUCAGUUACGUCACUUGCUCUGAGACUUAAGUAGGGUUUCCCCUUGCUCUGCAAGGGCCGCGGCUUUUGUGGAGCGAUGUGUAACGACGCUUCGUGGGUGGCAGUUGUUGAUGUGUGCAGAGGGUCCCUGGUUCGCCCCCGUGUCGGGGCGAGGGGACGACGUAAAGUUAUACUGUUACAUGUACAUGAUGUCAUGUGUGCUAUUUCAUAGUUAUGAUGUCUUCACUAUUAUUCCACAAUGUAGAAAAUAGUACAACAUAAGGAAAAACCCUUGAAUGAGUAGGUGUGUCCAAACUUUUGACUGGUACUCUAUGAAACGCAUGCGGUAUGCAACAUAUAUGAAAAACAUAAACGAGCCGACCUGCAUAUUCAGCUGCUUGAGGUUAAUGGCACCCCACAGAACCCUUGACUGCAAUACAUUUUUUACUUGAAACAUCGAGGUGCAAAAGCUGAUUACAUGUAUUAACCUUAGAUCCUGUACUUCAUUUCAGGUACAGUUGUCCAUUCACUAUGUUUGAGUGCAAUGCUGUUGUUACUUUCAAAUUGAAUAAAAUAGUUUCAAAACCA